Molecule: messenger RNA, 843 nt
Organism: Vanessa tameamea
Lineage: Eukaryota; Metazoa; Arthropoda; Insecta; Lepidoptera; Nymphalidae
Exons: 7
Coding region: 1-843 (280 amino acids)
Biological process (GO): neuron-neuron synaptic transmission; neuromuscular synaptic transmission; clustering of voltage-gated calcium channels
Cellular component (GO): presynaptic membrane
Source: RefSeq, a predicted model, not a curated record
AUGGCCUCUGAGUCCGGCGUCAACAAGUGUGAUUCCGGCACUGGUCCGUUCGCCCAAUCAUCGAAAUACCACCCCAAACCAUACACGAAGCGCCUUCAAAAGGAACAAUUCAUCUGUGAUAGGUACUUUCCUGCGAUGGUUUAUAAUAUGGAGGCACAUUGCCCUUCCAAGCACAGUUCAGUUCGGGUGGUUGCUCGGAUUCUGCCGAUGAAACCGAAUGCUUCAGACACACUCCUACCUGAGAUUACUGCCGUCAAUAUCAAUAAGAUGAUACCAGAGGAACCCCCUGAUGAAGAAAUCAUUGAAUGCAAUAAACAGGAAAUUUGUUACGGAGCAGGAGACGCAGUAUUCUCAUCAUUCGUCGUAGCACCGCUAGUGGUUAGUGUUUGGAGAGGAAUAUGGGGUAUAAUGGAUUUAUACCCUCAUUUGUUUCCUCACGCUCAGAUAUUCGUCCUGGGAAUCAUAAUACAUACCAGCUUUGCUUUAGUUAGAUCAUUCCUGUUAUCACGUUCACGGGAUGCAUGGGGGGAAGGCAGAGCUGGAAGAUGGCUUCGGGAGCGGUUCCUCAGCAAAGUGUACACAUAUGUUUUCAUCCUCUCGAAUAUAAUGCACUGGAGAGGAGGCUUUGGACUUUUAGACAUGUUCGUUACUCAUAUUAUCCCUGAGGAUGAUAACUGCCAUAGACCAGUUUUAAUCGGAGCCCUGACUCUACUGUUCUAUCUGGUCACCAUUUGCUUCCGCUCUUCCCGUAACAUUUUAGCGUCACCAUACUUUCUGGUCUCAGAUGGGAAAGAGGCCACGUACAUCUUCACUACACGAUUCCAAAGUAAGAAAAAGUUCUAA